Messenger RNA from Kwoniella botswanensis, 936 nucleotides. RefSeq lists its product as uncharacterized. Gene Ontology annotation, molecular function: oxidoreductase activity. Lineage: Eukaryota; Fungi; Basidiomycota; Tremellomycetes; Tremellales; Cryptococcaceae. Bases 1 to 936 code for a protein of 311 amino acids. The record is from RefSeq and is a predicted model, not a curated record. The transcript has 8 exons.
AUGGGUCAAGAAGAUGAAAAGCCAAAGGUCAUAACAGCCUACAAGGAAAUGACAGAAAUCAAAAAACAAGAGCAAAACUUACCUGGUAAAGAUACCGCUAUGGACCCUUUAGCAGAAUUCACCAAGUUGGAAUGGUGGAAUGAUGAUGGUGAACCAUACUUGCAAGAGUACCGAGGGAACGGAAAACUCAAGGGGAAGAAGGCAAUUAUCACCGGAGGAGAUUCAGGUAUAGGACGAGCGGCUGCUCAACAAUUCGCCAGGGAGGGUGCGGACGUUACUAUUGUAUACUUACCACAAGAGGAGGAAGACGCACAACGAACCAAGAAGGCGAUUGAGCAAGACGGCCAAAAAUGUCUUACACUCGCACUUGAUUUGAUGGAUGAAGCCAACGCUAAGAAGAUCGUCGAGGAACACAUCAAGGAAUAUGGUAAACUUGAUAUAUUGGUUAACAACGCUAGUAAACAGAUCAUGGUGAAGGAUUUGGCCGAUAUCGAGCUCGAGAACGUCGAGAGUACAUUCCGAUCCAAUAUUCUAGGAAUGUUUGCUCUUACCAAAUUCGCUCUCCCUCACCUCAAACGAGGCGCAUCAAUCAUCAAUUCAUCCUCGGUCACCGCCUUCAAGGGAUCUCCCUCCAUGAUGGACUACUCAUCUACCAAAGGUGCUAUAGUCACUUUCACCAGAUCCUUGGCUAUGCAAUUGGCUCCUAAGGGAAUCAGAGUCAAUGCCGUCUGUCCCGGUCCGGUUUAUACACCACUUCAACCUGCUUCUAGACCAGCUGAACAAAUGGAAGAAUGGCAACUUGGUACCUUACCCCUCCAUGGUAGGGCUUCUCAACCCGCGGAGAUGGGACCUGCGUAUGUGUUCCUCGCUUCUCCCGAAUCCAAUGCUAUGACUGGUCAAAUGAUGCACCUUAACAAUGGUCAAUGGAUCGGAUAA